Molecule: messenger RNA, 659 nt
Organism: Aureobasidium uvarum
Lineage: Eukaryota; Fungi; Ascomycota; Dothideomycetes; Dothideales; Saccotheciaceae
Source: the annotation of a GenBank genome assembly
GUGGUGUUUCUCCGUCGAACCCACACAUGUCUUCUCCACCAUACACUCUGGGAUGGGUCAACAAUCUCACACACGUACCAAGCGAGAGUGAUGCUCAGGGUAUCAUAGCACUGGCAGUAGUCUUUCCACUCAUUGCUAUUCUCUGUGUUGGGCUCAAGUUCAGGAUAAGAAUAAAGACGAUCGGCUCAAUUGGGUGGGACGAUAUCAUACUAGCGAUCAGUUGUGUGCGUAUUGAGCGAUGGGGUCUUGGUCUCAAAGCAGAGGACUUUCCUGCAGAGAACGCGGUACCCUUCAGUCGGUUCGCUGGAGGGCCACUAUACUGUCUUGCAGUCCUGGGUUUCAAAUUGUCGCUCCUCAUAACUUACCUUCGAGUCGCCGGGUUCAAUCGCAUCUAUGCCCUCAUUGUAUGGGUGGUAAUUGUCUCUGUCGUGAUCAGUCAGAUCCUAUUCACCAUACUGCUGUCGGCUGGUUGUCAACCAAUUGCGAAGCAAUGGGACCCCAGCAUUCCGGGCAAAUGUCUUGAUGCACUGCCAAUAUAUUUCGCGCUGGGAGGGACAAGUCUAGGGUGGGACUUGAUCAUCAUCUCUAUCAAUGAGCAGCAGAUCCGUGUGCAGCACGAUGUCACGGUGCGGCACGAUGAAGCUGGUCAUCAGCGUGUA